GACACUUUAAGCCGCCGGACUCGGAAGUGUGUGUGCGACAUUGAGAGUAGUGAGGAUGUACAGACGCGCGUGCUUCUCUCUGUCUCGGGGCAGAAACGCGUUAAUUCACGCGCGUGACCUAAAACUGAAUCUCCAGAAAUGUACGGACAGAGUUUCCGCUUCCGGUUUCAGGGUUUUAGUGAACCACAGGGUGUUUGGGACGAGUGCAGCGAGACGGUCUGAGCAGAAGAAAGAUGGAGAGAGAACGGAGGAGUCCACGAUGAAGCACGAUGAUGAGGAACACAAGUGUGAAGUGAAAGUCCGAGAGUCGGAGAAGAUUUUGUUGAAGGCGACGUAUGAAGAAGCAGCAGCGAGGAAUGAGAGCAGACCUGAGAACACCGCUGAAAUAACAGUGUCUGACCCGAGAUCAGCGACGGAGGAGAAGAAGGAGGAGAAGAAGGGAAAACAGGGUCUGCUGGAGCUGCUGGGGGCCAUGAAGGUGGACACAACCACCAAAACCAAGCUGAAGUCUCUGAGGAAGGGUCUGAGUGGACAGGAGAACGCUGUGAAGCAGAAGCGAGUGGUGAUGGAGAGCACGAGCAGCAUGUUUCAGCAGGCUACAGCGCCACCCAGCGAGUCUCUGAGUCCUGAGAUGGUUGCUGCAGUCUCGGCCGCCGCCUCCACACUUCCUGAUCGCUCGCGAGUCGAGUCGGAGCUCCUGAAGCAGCUGCGGAAACACGAGGCCGUGUCUGAGGAGGAGAGACGAGCCGAGACGCAGAACAUCGGGAACGUCAUCGCUGAUAUGAAAGUGGGGAAGAAGCCUGGAGUGAGACUGAACAGCUGGCCGGCCAAUCAGAUUCGGUUUGAUGAUGAUGGGCGGGGCUACACACAUGACCGUGGCAUCAUGGGGGAGCUCGGGGAAAUCCGGCGCAGGAAUUCUGCAUUUACUGCAAAGAAGCUGAACAUCUUCAGUGCUGUGGAUCAGGACACACAGACGGAUGCUGGCCCCUCCCUCUGGGAUGCUGAAUUGGCCAAUCAGCUCGCGCGAGCGGUUAAUCAGAGACCUCGUAACGGCUUCGAGGAGAUGAUUGUGUGGACGCGGGAGGGGAAGCUGUGGCAGUACCCCGUCAACAACCAGGCGGGGAUGGAGGAGGAAGCAAAGGUCCCGUUUCAUGAGCACGUGUUCCUGGAGCGCCACCUGGCGGACGGUUUUCCUCGGCACGGCCCCAUCAGACACUUCAUGGAGCUGGUGGUCACUGGACUCUCCAAGAACCACCAGCUGACAGUUGCUCAGAAGCUGGAGCACAUCACCUGGUUCCAAAACUACUUCCAGGAGAAACAAGAGAUCCUGGGUGAGGCUGAAGCGUGACCCAUCCAUGCUCCUGGAGAAACACCAUCUUCCAGUGUCCUGAUUACCUCCACAAUGUGCUACACAGGAGCAUGUGCACACCCAUUUCCUGUUAGCUACGUUAGCAUAGCAGCUUCAGGGUUACAUCAAAGGAGAACUUUAUCUGAGCUGAUGGACACGUGGAGGAGAGCAGGAACAGCGGACCGGCUGUAGUGCUGUACACUCUGUGUGUGUGUGUGUGUGUGUGUGUGUGUGUGUGUACACACACUGGUUGAUGAUCAACUGUACAGAUUAUCAGUAAUAAUAAAUAAUCAUGUGAUGAAGUUCCAGUUUUAUUGAAAUCUCUAUAAACAAUGUAGAGGAAUAAAGAGCUGUACAAAGAGCUUCAAAAAAACAAAAAGACAUGAUCAACAUGGGGCACCUUCAUCCUCACCAUCAUCAUCAGGUCAGCUUUUAACACACACACAGGACUAAAACAUCUGUACAAAAACACCACCGUGUGUGUGUGAGAAAUCCACAAGAUUCUUGGAUCUGUGUAUAAGAACUGAACAGAGGAAUUAUGGGUUUCAGUUGUAUCCACAGAGAUCCACUCCAACAUCUGGGGGAGAAAAAUCAAAGGGUUAGAACAUUACCAUGGUGUGUGUGUGUGUGUGCGGAAUGGGAUUAAAGCAGCAGUGUGUAAUUGA
Molecule: messenger RNA, 2013 nt
Organism: Silurus meridionalis
Lineage: Eukaryota; Metazoa; Chordata; Actinopteri; Siluriformes; Siluridae
Gene: mrps31
Product: mitochondrial ribosomal protein S31
Exons: 7
Coding region: 56-1348 (430 amino acids)
Cellular component (GO): mitochondrial small ribosomal subunit
Molecular function (GO): structural constituent of ribosome
Source: RefSeq, a predicted model, not a curated record